Molecule: messenger RNA, 1056 nt
Organism: Cydia fagiglandana
Lineage: Eukaryota; Metazoa; Arthropoda; Insecta; Lepidoptera; Tortricidae
Gene: ImpE3
Exons: 5
Coding region: 94-1056 (320 amino acids)
Source: RefSeq, a predicted model, not a curated record
CGGGGUCAGUAUCCUCGGAGGCUGCAGUGCCGCGGCGCCUUCGGACCGACGCGCGCGCAUACACACUGAGAUCGAUACAUUCUGAUUGCAACAAUGAUUCGUCAGGUGCCACUUCUGGCCAUAUGUGUGCAAGUCAUCACAUUCAAUGUGGUGCACACAGCGAAGCAGCAAGUCGCGCUCUCCGACUCGUACCUACCCGUCGCCAUGCAAGUCAUCGCACACCUCACCGACCAAAUGGCCUACGAGGCGCGCGACGAGCCCAAAACGACGACCAGCCGACCGACCAAGUCGACCAGUCGGCCGACGGGUCGACCGAUGACUACUGGCAGACCGACGGAGAGGCCAGACGCGCAAACAACGCCAUACCACAAGCCCGGCCUCUACGCCCCCCUAGUGCCCCCCAAACCCAACGACCGCACUUACCUCCUCCCCCCAAACCAAAACGCCCCCUACACAGUCAUCCAGCCACAGAAAACUAACACGAACGAGCCUCUACUCUCUAUACAUGAAGAAGAAGUGAAGCCGCUUAUUGAACCGAGUCCAGAGUCGCAUCUCCUUCCACCGCAUUUUGAAGCUGAUGUGGAUAAAAUAUCACGCUCAGAUAGCUUGAUGCUUGAUGACUGGGAAGAGAAUCUCCAAUAUUUAUCACCAAGUGUGAGAGAGAUGAUUAAAAUGGCGAAUGAUCCUGAUGAUGAGAGGUUGAUUGAGGAUGUGAGGGCUGGGCCUCAGGGGAAUAAAGGAGGGUCGAAGCUGAGUGCCUCGAAUUUGAGGUUGCUGCUGUUGUAUGAUCUUCUUAGCAGGGAGGCAAAGAGGCAGAGGCUUUCGGAUUAUUAUGGCUUCUCCCCCGACGUCCUCCAAACCCUCUCCGAGUCCGCCGACGGCGGCGCGCGCGCGCAGCUCCGCCUAGCCCUAUCCAAGAUGGUGGAACGUAAGGACUGUCAACACGAAUACGCCAACAACAGGGCGCGGGAGAUGGUCGACGAGCUGGGGAGGGACGAGUCGAAACUGUCGAGUGAGAUCCGGUAUCUCCAGCCGCUGGUGUAUAACAGGCUUUAG